Molecule: messenger RNA, 488 nt
Organism: Macadamia integrifolia
Lineage: Eukaryota; Viridiplantae; Streptophyta; Magnoliopsida; Proteales; Proteaceae
Exons: 3
Coding region: 1-402 (133 amino acids)
Source: RefSeq, a predicted model, not a curated record
AUGUGGAAAACAGAAUUUUCAGAGAAGGAGCCUCUCUUCCCUUCAUCUGGACGACGAGAAGGUGACGCUGCUCACUCCGGGAAGCUGCUCUUGCCUCUGAAAUCAGAACUUCAUUGCAGCUCCUCACUCCGGGAAGCCACGCUUGCCCUGCUGUUCGCUACUCCCCUUCUACCCCUGAAGCCCUCUGAAAUCACUGCUUGGCGAUCGCUGGACGACGACGAGAAGAAGGUGACGUUCAACAUUCGACCCAGAUCUUCCUUUCAGGUUGAGAAUCGAGGCGGUGGCAAGUUUGUUUGGAUAGAUGAAGAAAUAAAUAGUCUUUCUACAUGCCUAAGUACACCAUCAUCUGGGUAUACCCAACCCUUAUCAUCUACAAUGACUAAUUCAUCACUGAUUAUGUAAGAGGGUUCUUGGAAGGAGCAAUUGUAGAAUAAAAAAAUCAUACAAGUAUGAUGAAAGCCAUCCUAGAUGCCAUUAACAUACUUCAC